Molecule: messenger RNA, 258 nt
Organism: Acanthoscelides obtectus
Lineage: Eukaryota; Metazoa; Arthropoda; Insecta; Coleoptera; Chrysomelidae
Source: the annotation of a GenBank genome assembly
AUGUCCUUAUUCAAAAUCAGAGAGUUGUGGACAACUCACUGUGAGAGUGAAGAUGAAGUGUUUGAUCAGAACUCGAUGAUUGUCACUAAACUGGACAACACUGAGUUUUUAGUGACCGGAAGUCAUAGUGGAGUGUUGAGAAUAUUCAAGCCUUUUAACGGUUCGGAUGAGAGUGGAUUUUCAGCAGCUGAUUUGCUAGCGGAGAAGAAAUAUGAGCAGCCGAUUUUGCAAGUAGGAAGUGGACAACUAGUUUCGUAA